CAUUCGGUUGAAACACAGCAGAUGGUUAAAGGGAGAAGAAGCAGAUGAAGAGAAACACCAUAAUCCGCGCUCAGAGGAACUUCAGAUUCAAAUUCAUAAUUCAUUUCAAUUUGUGAGAGCGUUCCACCACCGUCAAAUCUACUUAAAAUUGAAUAUCGCCUGCGUUGAACAAAGUCGCAUCAGUUUCCUGAUCUCAGCAUGUGACGCUGUCAGUUUCCCUUUUCACUAAUAUGAUCAGCAGAGUGGAGCGGUGGCGCACGGCCGCUGCGCGUAAAAGCGCAUCCGCGUUUAUCCGGUGCCAUUAGUUUCUAACGCCUCCCUGUGCGAACACACGGUCUGCGGCGUCCGAACGGACCAGAACUGAACCCCGACAGCUCAGACUCCACGACUUCUUUGUUAUAUUUAAUUCCUGCACAGCUGUAACUGGACCGGGAGGCUGUAUUUGCGGUGCUCCAUCACCCAGCCUGUGGAUCGCAUCAUCCAGAGCGGACGUUCGUCUCCGUUUACUGGACGCGCAGCGGAGCGUUACCGGAGAGACUCCAAGACGUUUUCCAUCCGCCCGCAAGAAAAUAAAGUUUUCCAGCGCUCGUCAUGUAAAUACGCGCUGAUCCCGCUGCGGUGGAGGCUUAUUCCAGGCCGAGCUCUUAUGACUUCACCUGGACGCUCCAGCUCCUCACUCUCUCCUCCUGGGGACGUCCAGCAGCCCGGAGACCUCUCUCUCCCUCGUUCUGUCAGAGACCUGUGACGUUGGACCCCCGCCCCCAUGGCAGCUGCUCCAGAUGUGCGGUGCCUGUCAGAGCUCGGCGGACCCUCCCACAGGAACAUCAGCCUCAUCUCUGGCACCCGACCCUGCAACCAGAGCGUGGUCAGAACCGCGCCCUACACCCCCCAGGCCACCGCGGCCUUCGCCGUCUCCAUCACCUUCAUGAUGCUCAUGACCAUCGUCGGGAACAUCCUGGUCAUCAUCGCCGUCUUGACGUCCCGAUCCCUGAAGGGUCCUCAGAAUCUGUUCCUGGUGUCUCUGGCUGCAGCGGAUAUUUUAGUGGCCACGCUGAUCAUUCCCUUCUCGCUGGCCAACGAGCUGCAGGGCUACUGGGCCUUCAGCUCCAUUUGGUGCGAGAUCUACCUGGCGCUGGACGUCCUCUUCUGCACCUCCUCCAUCGUGCACCUGUGCGCCAUAGCCCUGGACCGCUACCUGUCCAUCGCCCGGCCCGUAACCUACGGCAACAGGCGCACGUCCUCGCGCAUCAAGGCGGCCAUCGUCAUCGUGUGGCUGAUCUCUGCCGUCAUCUCCUUCCCGCCUCUGCUCACCCUGGACAAGAGCAACGGGGGAGACGAAGAGUGUGAGCUCAACAACGAGCGCUGGUACAUCCUCUACUCCACCGUCGGCUCGUUCUUCGCCCCCUGCGUGAUAAUGAUUCUCGUGUACGUGAAGAUUUACCAAAUCGCUAAGCAGCACACGCGCGGUCCUCCAGGACACAAGCAGAAAGCAGCAGCAGAGGGAAAAGCAGAAAACUUGUCUGAUCGGCCCCGACAGAACGGGGACGGAGCAGGUGCGGCCAGCAGCCGGCACCAGAACCCGCCCGCUUCCGUCCAGAACCAGGACGACCAAGGUCCUCACGCGAGUUCUGCUCCGGUCCAGCAGUCCUCCCGCUCCUCUCCUUCAAAUCCCCGGCGGCGCAGCCAAAUCCUCCCAGCUGCUCCUCCCAGCGAGGCCCAGAAAAGCCCGGGAGGAGCGCUUCACGGCACCAGCUCCGGGUCGGAUGCCGAGAGCGGUCUCACCACGCAGCCCCUCGAGCGUGAAGGGGGAACGGUGGAGUCCAGCGUCCAGGCGCCCAACGUGCCCUGCAGGUACAAAGACACUAUGGCCACACCGUCCGGCACCCAGCUGGUACCGGUGCCGCCCGCGUCCCGGCGUAAAGCCAUGGCCAACAGGGAGAAGAGGUUCACCUUCGUUCUGGCUGUGGUGAUGGGCGUGUUCGUGAUCUGCUGGUUUCCCUUCUUCCUGUCGUACUCUCUGAAGGCCGUGUGCCCCGAGACCUGCAGCAUCCCGGACCCUUUGUUCAAAUUCUUCUUCUGGAUCGGCUACUGCAACUCCUGCCUGAACCCGGUCAUCUACACCAUCUUCAACCAAGACUUCAGGAAGGCCUUCAAGAGAAUUCUGUGCAGGGACACAAAGGGCACCUUCUUCUGAGGACGUCAAAAAUGACACUCAGGACAGAAGGACCUGCACAUCGUGUCCGUUGUCUCCUCUCUUUGUGCUUCUGUUGGCUGAGGUGAAGCUGCACUAACAGCAGAGAGCCCAGAAAAGCCACAGUCAAGUGACCGAAUCAAUUACCUUAAUGCGAUUGAACGCUGCAGCGUAACUGAAUAUUUGGUGUCUCAGAGGAUACAGGGUCUGUUCAGUGGGGCGACGCACAAGCAGAGCCAGUGCAUGUGUCGGCUGUGUUUGUGUGGAUGCAUGGGAGCGGAGGAGAGUCGCCCGAGGGUCUUACUGGAACAGAGCGAAUAUCACUAAGUGUCCUUUAUCGGAGAUAAAAUGGGCACUCGAGAAGCACAAGAUCAGGGAAAAUGUGAGGACGCUGGUGUCUGUGUUCCUUCCUGCUGCCUCCAUCUAAAGCUCUGGCUUGGGUUGUGUACAGUACUGUGUUUGGACACCUCUCAGGGUAAUUCACCCAAUGGUUUUACUGGGAAGCGAAAAGAGAGACAGUCAGCUUGAAACACAGAAUCAAUGGAAAUGAGAGCAUCUCCACCAUUUCCUUCAGUCUUUAGUGUCAUUAUUUCCUGUAGAUGUACACAGACGCGUUCAGGCUGCAGGACUUUGCCAAACUAACGGGACAGUAAAACUGCAGGGAAUGGAGAGGACGCCUGCAAGACGACGGCAGGGCUAUUAUUUAUUAAAAUGAUCAUAUAACGAGUUGAGAUGCUCGAAAUGACCACAAAACCGCCACAAAUAGGU
Messenger RNA from Betta splendens (Siamese fighting fish), 2959 nucleotides. Its product is annotated as alpha-2B adrenergic receptor. Gene Ontology annotation, molecular function: adrenergic receptor activity. The transcript is spliced from 2 exons. Bases 764 to 2194 code for a protein of 476 amino acids. NCBI's taxonomy places the organism in Eukaryota, Metazoa, Chordata, Actinopteri, Anabantiformes, Osphronemidae. Gene Ontology annotation, biological process: adenylate cyclase-activating adrenergic receptor signaling pathway. The record is from RefSeq and is a predicted model, not a curated record. Gene Ontology annotation, cellular component: membrane.